GAGGAUUAGUCGGGCAGAAAGUGUCGCGGUGAGUUUGUAGAGUUUGUAAACAUUCCGCAAAGGAUAGUCUUAGCUGUGAUUGUGGAUAACGUAUUUGUACUGUGUGUACAAAAAUAAGGCGAUACAAAUAAUUUAGGUGCAAAAAUACGGUGUUCUGAAAUGUCUGCAAGAACAACUGAUUAUAAAUUUGAAGCUGUGCUGGGCAGUGGAUCAUUUGGAAAAGUUCACCUGGUUAGAAAACGGAAGGAUAGAAAAACUUUUGUAAUCAAGGAGCAGGAUGUCAGCCAAAAGGCGAAAACGUCAUACGAAAUGGCCCUCGGCGAAAUUCACUGUUUACGAAAAAUGAGACACCCGAAUAUAAUUGCGUAUCACGACGCCUGGAUUGAGGGAAGUCGUAUUUACAUUCGGAUGGAAUAUGCUAGUCGUGGUACGCUGAAGGAUCUUUUGGAGAGGCGACAAAACCCAUUGAAAAACGAGGACGCUCUUUACCUAUUUUCGCAAGUAACUUUGGGCGUUCAUCACAUUCAUUCGCAAAAAAUUCUACAUCGGGAUCUAAAGCCGGAAAAUAUCAUGCUAACUGGUCACCUGGGUGAUAUUGUGAAGAUAGGAGACUUUGGAGUAUCCAGCAGUAUGCAAGGAACUUUACGAUCAGCCACUCUUGCGGGAUCCUAUUACUUCAUGGCUCCGGAAAUGCUACGAGGACAACCCUGCGAUUUCAAAUGCGAUAUUUGGAGCAUGGGUGCUAUUCUGUACCAGAUGGUUACCAACGAACUUCCAUUUCAAGCCAAGAACCUUAAAGACUUGGUUGAGGCUGUCUGUAGCUCCAGGAUUCGACCCAUAGAAGCAAACACUUCGCCUGAAGUUGUGAAUUUGGUAUCAAAAAUGCUGCGAAGUAACCCAGCAUAUCGCCCCAAAAUAGAACAGCUUCUUCUGUGCCCUUACUUGGUCCCGUAUAUGAUUCGUGUUCAUCUUAAUAUCGGACGUAUCGCAGUUUCAAACAAGUUUCAACAUCAUGGAGCAUCACAAAAUUUGAACGAAAUAAACCCGUUUACAAAAUAUUUGCAAAAAUUCCAGAAAAUUUAAAAAUUGAAAUGUGUUAUAUCUGCAAAAGAUUAGUUUUAAAUAAGUGCACCAAUAGAUACAAAUUUGAGGUGCUAUUCUUUUAUCAUACAAAACAAAAAUGAACAAUCGAGAACUAAUG
This is a messenger RNA of Neodiprion virginianus, 1201 nucleotides long. Its product is annotated as serine/threonine-protein kinase Nek8-like. The transcript is spliced from 6 exons. Gene Ontology annotation, biological process: protein phosphorylation. Gene Ontology annotation, molecular function: protein kinase activity; ATP binding. Lineage: Eukaryota; Metazoa; Arthropoda; Insecta; Hymenoptera; Diprionidae. The record is from RefSeq and is a predicted model, not a curated record. Bases 160 to 1083 code for a protein of 307 amino acids.